GAAGAGUGACCUGCAGCGAGCAUGACAUCACUGGCCAACGCCAUUGCUUCCCAGCAGUCUGAGUGGGUCUCUUUCAGUGAUGGGCUGCUCCUCCCAGUUACCUCCCAGGGUCAUCCUGUGGAAUCUCUUGAGCAGUUUCUCUCCUCAUCUGAUACGUCCUCUGAAGGCGUUCAAAACCUGGAUGGAGAAUUUCAGACUCUUGCCCAAGCUGAGCUGGGAGACUCAAUGGACAAAGCGACUGCAGACCUUGCAUCAAAAUGUUCACUUGAAACCCAUCCAUCUCCAAAACUUGAUUUAUCUUCAUCCUUCAGCACCUGGGUCCAGUUUGAAGAUGCCCCCUGGACCAGCACUUCACCCGAGCACACAGCCCUUUCUCCAAGAACCGCUUGCUGGACAUAUCUCUCGUCAGAAUCUUCUGAGAAACGACCUGUUACCUCUGACAGUAGCUGGACAGCUACUUCUGAGAAUACCAGCAGCCCAAGUAUGACCCCUUCCUAUACAGAUCUGCAGUCUGUAAAUACAGAGGACCAGACCAGUGGUGGAGUGUCUGCAGCAGACUCAACUGACAAUUCCUCAUCUUUUCCAGAAGAUGAAGAGCUAGGAAUGGAGACUCCCAGCUGGCAGCUGAAUGGCUCGUCCUUUAAUGGCCACAGUGAAAACCUCACCCCAGCUCAUUUCCCCAGCUGGGUGACUUUUGAUGACAAUGAAGUCAACUGUAUUUUUCCACAGACUUUACCCCCCGUGAAAUCAGACAUCCCACCCACAGUGACUCCACCAGUUGCACCAACAGCAGCAGCAACAGCAGCAGCACAGGCCCCAGAUGCAAACUCGAAGCUCCUCUCCUCAUCUUUUAAAAAGAGGGAACGUCCCAGGAGCACACUAGGUGACCUCUCCAAAGUUCAGAAACUAGACCUUUCCUCUGUAACCAGGUUGCCUUCGGUUGGUGGUACACCCCCCUGGAGUGCUACUAACCCUUUCCUUGAUGAAUCUCUGAAAGAUGUUCAACCUUCCCCUAUCAACCCAUUCAGCUCUUUCUUUGAGGAACGAGAGAGGCGCUCCCAGUCUGGCUCUAUGUCUGGUGCCCCUGGUAAAAAUCAGAGAGAUUCCCUCAUUGUCCUCCAUCAGCAGCCUGACACCAUCAGCUUCAAUGAGUCAAAUAAGCACCUAAAGCACAGAGAUGCUGUUGAACAACUCAAGCAACUCCAGAUUGGGGAUCCAGAUGAGCUAAGCAGUUCUGCUCUGCCUGAUGAUGACCCCACAUUGCCAUCUCAGCUGGAUGGCACUUUAUCCAGCUUGGGGCCACCUCAGAGUAAGGAUGGUUGGCCAAUGAUGCUGAGGAUACCAGAGAAGAAGAACAUCAUGUCCUCUAGACACUGGGGGCCAAUUUAUGUGAAGCUGACUGAGGGUGGGUAUGUGCAGCUUUUUUAUGAGAAGGGGCUGGAGAAGCCCUUCAGGGAAUUCAAGCUUGACAUCAACCAUGAGAUUUCAGAGCCCAAGCUUCAGAACUAUGAUGAGAAUGGUAGGAUACACAGUGUGAGGAUAGACCGUACCACCUAUAAGGAGAAAAAGAAGUACCAGCCAAAGCCAUCUGUCACUCACACAGCAGAGAGGGAACAGGUUAUAAAGCUUGGUACCACUAGUUAUGAAGACUUCCUCAGCUUCAUCAGGGCCGUCCAGGAUACACUAAUGGAUUUGCCCACCUCAUCAACAGACCUGAGCACAGUGGGACUAAACUACCAAGAAGAGGAAAUCACUGUGGAUGUAAAGGAUGAGUUCUAUGGCAUCUUGGCCAAAGGGGACAACAGGAUUCUGCAGCACAAUGUGUUGACGAGAGUGCACGUUCUCACAUUCCUUUCUGGCUUGGCAGAAUGCCGGCUAGGCCUCAAUGAUAUCCUAGUCAAAGGGAAUGAAAUUGUCUCAAGGCAUGAUAUCAUGCCCACCACCACCACCAAGUGGAUUAAGUUGCAUGACUGCCACUUUCAUGCCUGUGUGGAUGAGGAGAUGUUCACCAGCAACCGCGUAAUUCUAUUUAACCCCUUGGAUGCCUGCCGCUUUGAACUGAUGCGCUUUAGGAGUACAUUUUCUGAGAAGACAUUGCCUUUCACCUUGAGGAUUGCAGCCAGUAUCAGUGGGGCUGAGGUGGAACUCCAGAGCUGGCUGAUGAUGUCUCCAGGAUUCUCCUCCAACCGAGACCCUCUAAGUCAGGUUCCCUGUGAAAAUGUGAUGGUCUGCUACCCAGUGCCACAGGAGUGGGUGAAAAAUUUCCGUAGAGAAAGUGUCCUGGGGGAAAAGUCUUUGAAAGCAAAAGUAAAUAAGUGUGCCAGCUUUGGAUCCACCAGCAUUUCUGGUUCAGAGCCAGUAAUGAGAGUAACACUAGGAACUGCCAAAUAUGAGCAUGCCUUUAAUUCCAUUGUAUGGAGGAUAAAUCGACUGCCUGACAAAAACUCUGGUUCUGGUCAUCCUCACUGCUUCUUCUGCCACCUGGAGCUUGGUUCUGACCGGGAAGUGCCUUCCAGUUUUGUCCGCUAUGCGGAUGUGGAGUUUGACAUGCCAACCACUUCAGCAUCCAAGGCUGCCGUUCGUUCCAUCUCUGUGGAAGGCAAGACUGAUGUCAGGAAAUGGGUCAACUAUUCAGCACAUUACAGUUACAAGGUGGAAAUAGAGCAGAGAAGGAGCUUAAAUCCUGAUGUGAUGGGAGAGGAAACUGGUAAUGCCAAGGAAUGUGCUGUACAUUGAAGGUCUAAACCUGUGGUUUAGAAAGUACAAUCAACAGGCCUUGUGGAAGAGAAGAUACAGAACCUCCUUCGUGCUGUUGGAAGAGCAGGGAAGCAUUUGGAGUGUCUAGAUCUCUUUGCCUACUGCAACUGUAUUUAGAGUGGAAGCUCUUUUGAGAUUUGUUUACAAUACCCUGGUGGCUUUGAUAGAAGCUCACUUAAGUGUCUAGAGACUUACAAUUCAUUCAAGCCUGCCUUCACCCCUACUGCUAAUCUUGCCAUAAUGAGAUAAUGGUGGUUCAACAUAAGUUCAAGCAUAAGGUGUGCACCUAGCCUGGGUAACAAUAUAUUGACGUGUCCUUGAAAACUGGUAAUUCAGUCCUGGGAAGAGCUCUUCUGGAUGGUCUGCAAUAGCACUGAGGAAGAUGGAGGUAUCGGAGAUAAACUUUUCUUUAUGAGCUGUCCAUAUGAUAGGAGCAUGAUACAACCACGAUACAACAGCCUUCCCUCUAAACUAAUAUAGACUCAGCUACUGAGAAUUCCAAUAAAUGGAACCUCUGAGAAUUCCAGUAACUGAACAACAAUUGAAUAAACAAGUAAAUUUUCCCUCCAUCUAAAAUGGAACUUUUAAUUAUCUCACAUUUUCUUUGGGUUAUGAUAGGUCUUCAGAAAGCUACCUUAAGCCACUUAGACUGAUGC
Molecule: messenger RNA, 3413 nt
Organism: Gekko japonicus
Lineage: Eukaryota; Metazoa; Chordata; Lepidosauria; Squamata; Gekkonidae
Gene: STON2
Product: stonin 2
Exons: 6
Coding region: 22-2736 (904 amino acids)
Biological process (GO): regulation of endocytosis; synaptic vesicle endocytosis; clathrin-dependent endocytosis
Cellular component (GO): synaptic vesicle; AP-2 adaptor complex
Molecular function (GO): clathrin-cargo adaptor activity
Source: RefSeq, a predicted model, not a curated record